This is a messenger RNA of Lynx canadensis (Canada lynx), 876 nucleotides long. RefSeq names its product chymotrypsin like (gene CTRL). Gene Ontology annotation, biological process: proteolysis. The record is from RefSeq and is a predicted model, not a curated record. Bases 28 to 822 code for a protein of 264 amino acids. NCBI's taxonomy places the organism in Eukaryota, Metazoa, Chordata, Mammalia, Carnivora, Felidae. Gene Ontology annotation, molecular function: serine-type endopeptidase activity. The transcript is spliced from 7 exons.
CCAGUUCUCAACCUCACAUCUGCCACAAUGCUGCUGCUCAGCCUGACCCUUAGCCUGGGCCUCCUUGGCUCCUCCUGGGGCUGCGGCAUUCCUGCCAUCAAGCCGGUACUGAGCUUCAGCCAGAGGAUUGUCAACGGGGAGAAUGCAGUGCCAGGCUCCUGGCCCUGGCAGGUGUCCCUGCAGGAUAGCAGUGGCUUCCACUUUUGCGGUGGUUCCCUCAUCAGCCAGUCCUGGGUGGUCACUGCUGCCCAUUGCAAAGUCAUCCCUGGCCGCCACUUUGUUGUCCUGGGCGAAUAUGACCGAUCAUCCAAUGCUGAGCCUUUGCAGGUUCUGUCCAUCUCAAAGGCCAUCACGCACCCUUUCUGGAACCCUACCACCCUAAACAAUGACCUGACACUACUGAAGCUCGCCUCCCCGGCCCAGUACACAAAACGAAUCACACCAGUCUGCCUGGCUUCUCCAAAUGAGGCACUGCCUGCAGGCCUCACGUGUGCCACCACUGGCUGGGGACGCCUCAGCGGCGUGGGCAAUGUGACCCCAGCACGGCUGCAGCAGGUGGCUUUGCCCCUGGUCACUGUGAGUCAGUGCAGGCAGUACUGGGGCUCACGUAUCACUGACUCCAUGAUCUGUGCAGGCGGCUCAGGGGCCUCCUCGUGCCAGGGAGACUCUGGAGGGCCUCUUGUCUGCCAGAAAGGGAACACGUGGGUGCUUAUUGGCGUUGUCUCCUGGGGCACCAGCAACUGCAACGUGCACAAGCCUGCCAUAUACACUCGGGUUAGCAAGUUCAGCACCUGGAUCAACCAGAACAUAGCCUACAACUGAGACUACGACAGGCCCUCUCCCCAUCUCAAUCCAAUAAAGACGCCAUGCUCUGUC